AUGGGGAACGUGUUGGGUAAAGCCAUUGCCGUGGACUUCCUCAUCCAGUGGGGCAUGUUCCUGCUUGCCGCCUACAUGAAGACGGAGAAGUUUUUCGACGCGACUGGCUCGGCGACGUUCGUGAUUCUGAUGCUGCAGUCGCUGCUGCACGCAAGGAGGUUCUUCCCGCGGCAGGUGAUACAGUCCGGGAUGGUGGCUACGUGGGCCACGAGGCUGGGCCUGUUUCUGCUGACUCGAGUGUUGCGGGACGGCCGUGACAGCAGGUUCAACCGAGUUCGCAACAACCCUCGGACCUUCUUCCUCUACUGGACUGUGCAAGGUGUGUGGGUGUGGCUGACGGCCCUCCCGACACUCAUCCUCAACUCCAAGACGGAGGACAGGGAGAUUGGGACACGGGACUACAUUGGCUGGACCAUGUGGCUGGUGGGCAUGUUGAUUGAGGCCGUCGCCGACUACCAGAAGUAUACGUUCCGUAGCAACCCAGCCAACAGGGACAAGUGGAUUGACUGCGGGCUGUGGAGCAUUGUUCGCCACCCAAACUACCUCGGAGAGAUCCUGCUCUGGACGGGGCUGUUCAUCUCGGCCUCGUCCACCUUCAGAGCGGCCGACUAUCUGAGUUCUCUCUCCCCCAUAUUUGUGGCCCUCCUCCUGACCAAGAUCUCCGGGAUACCCAUCCUGGAGAGACAGAACUUGAAGAGGUGGAGGAGCGACCAGGGCUUCAUGGACUACAUGCAGAGAACCUCAAGACUCCUUCCUUACGUUUACUAG
Geodia barretti is the source of this 768-nucleotide messenger RNA. NCBI's taxonomy places the organism in Eukaryota, Metazoa, Porifera, Demospongiae, Tetractinellida, Geodiidae. The record is from the annotation of a GenBank genome assembly.